This is a messenger RNA of Colletotrichum higginsianum IMI 349063, 1887 nucleotides long. Its product is annotated as Nucleotide sugar dehydrogenase. Lineage: Eukaryota; Fungi; Ascomycota; Sordariomycetes; Glomerellales; Glomerellaceae. Bases 1 to 1887 code for a protein of 628 amino acids. Gene Ontology annotation, molecular function: UDP-glucose 6-dehydrogenase activity; NAD binding. Gene Ontology annotation, biological process: polysaccharide biosynthetic process; glycosaminoglycan biosynthetic process. The record is from RefSeq and is a predicted model, not a curated record. The transcript has 2 exons. Gene Ontology annotation, cellular component: cytosol; nucleus.
AUGAUGCGAUAUUGUAUUUGCUGCGGCUGGCUGGCUGACCGCAAUAUGCCAGGCGGACCGACCGCCGCCGUCAUCGCGUUCCACAACCCUCGCAUCCGCGUCACCGUCGUCGACCGAGACGAGCGGCGCAUCCGGCGGUGGAACUCGAAGCACCCGCCGAUAUACGAGCCCGGCCUCCGGGACAUCAUCCGAGUCGCCCGGGACGGCGCAAUGGGGAGGUGGUGCUCGUUCAGCCGCGAGCCCCUUGAGGAGUCGCCGAGACGCUCCGACCCGGCCUCCGCGUCGACCUCGGCCACGUCCGACUGCGGGAGCCAGUGUGGCGGCGAAGAGGGCAUCGCGGUGCCCGCGAGGCGGCCGAACCUGUUCUUCUCGACAGCGGUCUCCGAGUGCAUCUCGGACGCGGACGUCGUCCUGGUCGCCGUGAACACGCCGACCAAGACGCGCGGGCACGGGGCCGGCACCGCCACGGACAUGGCCGCGUUCGAGGCCGUCACCGCCGAAGUUGCCCGGCACGCGAGGCCGGGGGCCAUCAUCGUCGAGAAGUCCACGGUGCCUUGCAGAACAGCAGAGCUCGUGCGAGAGACGCUCGCCACCCACCGCCCCGGCGUUCCCUUUGAGAUCCUCUCGAACCCGGAGUUCCUCGCCGCCGGCACCGCCGUCAACGACCUUCUGCACCCGGACCGCGUGCUCAUCGGAUCCGACACGACGCCCUCGGGGAGGCGCGCGGCCGGGGCGCUCGCCGGGGUCUACGCCGCGUGGGUGCCGCGCCGCCGCAUCCUGACGACCAACGUGUGGUCGUCGGAGCUCGCCAAGCUCGUGGCCAACGCGAUGCUCGCCCAGCGCGUCAGCAGCAUCAACUCGGUCAGCGCCAUCUGCGAGCGGACGGGCGCCGACGUCGACGAGGUCGCCGCCGCCGUGGGGCGCGACCCGCGCAUCGGGGACCGGUUCCUGCGGGCCGGCAUCGGCUUCGGCGGCAGCUGCUUCCGGAAAGACGUCCUCGGCCUCGUGUACCUCGCCGAGUCGCUCGGCCUCGACGAGGUCGGCGAGUACUGGGCGCAGGUCGUCCGGAUGAACGAGUACCAGCGGCUGCGGUUCACGCGCCGCGUCGUCGAGCGCCUGAACAACACGCUGGCCGGGAAGAAGAUCACGGUCCUCGGGUACGCCUUCAAGAAGGACACGUCCGACACGAGGGAGUCGCCGGCGCGCGAGAUCAUCCGGGCUCUGCUGGAGGAAGGGCCGCGGGAGAUCGCCGUCUUCGACCCUUGCUGCAACCCCCUGGUCAUCCGGGAGGAGGUCCGGCAGCUCUGCGAGAUGCAGGAGCCGUUCGCGGAACGCGGCAAAGACGGGGGCGAUGAAGAUGGGCCGUUGAGGGUCUACGGGAACGCAUACGAUGCCUGCCGCGACAGCAACGCGGUACUCAUCACGACCGAGUUUGACGAGUUCCGCAACACAAAAGUCCCGCCGCCGCCGCCGCCGUCGUCGUCUCCCCGCAAAAGCACGGCGGACGUCCUCGACCCGCGCCCGUUCCAGAGUCUGGAGAUCCGUCAGGCCGAUGUUUUGGCGCUGCAAGGAACACAACGGCCGAUGGAGCUGGAGACCUCUUCAGACGAUCCGCUCGGACGCUACAUGCCAGAACCCGAGUGCGCGGGCGACUGUCCCGAUUGCCGGGCGGGGCUGGACCGCGAGGCCUCGGGACUCGCCACCGCCGGGUCUGGGUUGGGGACCGGGGAGUACGGGGCCAGCAGGGAGAGGAUCGACUGGGCGAGGGUGGCGGGCGACAUGCGAGCCCCCAAGUGGGUGUUUGAUGGCCGGGCGGUCAUCGACGCUCAAGAGAUGGCCAAGCUGGGGGUCCGGGUGGAGAGCAUAGGAAGACGGAGUAUCUGGUGA